CCUUCAGAUGCUCAGACCAACAAUCCGCUUUCUAGUUGUCUCCUGCCCCUGUUCAACUCAUUUCGAAUUUCUGUUUGCGGUAGUCUCGCCUCCACUUUUGACACGGUAAACAUGUGGAAGAAAAGAUGUAUCGUCUACUGAAAAAUGAUGGAGCACAUUGGACCUUAAAGGGAGAUAGUAUAAGAUUGAUUAAAAAUCAGCAAUCCAAACGGGCCCACGAGGGAAAAAUCAGAAUCCAAGUGGCCGAAUCGAUAACUAAAUUGGUCCAAAAUAUUUCCGGCCUUUUUAAUUUUGGAAACCGAGGGAACAUUUUUAAUCUUCAUCUGGAGAAUUGCUUCAAUGGCAACAUCUGCUGUACGUUUUGGUGCGUUGGUGACUCUUGAGGAGCUAGUUCCCUCCUCCCCACAAUUCACGCAAGGAGCAUCGCUUCGAGUUACUGGAAAGCUACAGGAGUAUGACAUAGAGACUGCAAUUGCGUCAAUUGUCGAAGGCAAUGCUUCCUUAAAGAUUGACACGCAACAUUUGAAGGUCAAUCUUCGCAUAGGUUCCUUGUACCAGUUCAUUGGAGAACUGCUUAUUGACCCCAGCAAUCAGGCAAUUUUGAGGGCGCGAGUGGGUAGGAAUGUAGAUGGCAUGGAUCUUAAUCUCUAUCAUCAGUCUCUGCAGCUCUUGAGAGACUUUCAAGCUGAGCAGAUGAAUAGCACGACGUCUUAGGGAUGAUAACAUGGUCUUACCAGAAGUCUAGUCCAUGGUCAAUACUGCUAUACCAAGCAUUGCUUUAUAGUUGACCAUCAUGUUCAGGAACUGCCAGCAUCUCUGAUAAGUUGUGAGCAGAAAAAGGUGUUGAGUUGGCAGUGAGGCUCAAUUGCUGAUCUUUGUUAAUCACAUCUCUUAUUUGUUUGGAAUGAUUGAUUGGCUAAGCAUGCCAAAUGUUUGUUUGAGUUUGAUAUCACUUACAGCAAUAUAGACUUAACAAUUGCAGUUGGUUUGAUGUAUGAUAAAUUCUACUGGGUGGAUUCCUAUAUCCUGCCAUGAGGAGCUUUAAGAUGUCUUCAACUUAAAACGCUCCCCAAGUUUGUUUACAAUAGCUGUAAAAGUUGUGCAAGAUUUGUCAC
Messenger RNA from Coffea arabica (coffee), 1115 nucleotides. The record is from RefSeq and is a predicted model, not a curated record. NCBI's taxonomy places the organism in Eukaryota, Viridiplantae, Streptophyta, Magnoliopsida, Gentianales, Rubiaceae.